CUCCCCCAUCAACAAGGCCACCUUACUAUACCUUUGGAUCACCCGCAUUUUGGUUUGCCGUUCUUCGAGUUUUAAGUGGCGUGGCUCCGUCGCGAUGGGGAGGACCCCGCCGGACUCCUUGCCGGGGUCCGAACUUGAAAUUAAUGUCCAGCCCCGUCGCCAUCACCACCACAACCACCCGCCUCCCCUCCCAUCGCCGCCGAGGCCUUACCGGCCGUUCAAGAAAUGGUUUCCGUGGCUCGUUCCUCUCAUUAUCCUUGCCAAUAUUGGUCUCUUUGCAUAUGUAAUGUACGUCAAUGACUGCCCUACAAAUUCUGAGAAAUGCUUCGGAUCGGAUUUCCUUGGCCGGUUUGCGUUCCAAAGCCUCCAUGAAAAUCCCCUGCUUGGGCCCUCUGCUGAUACGCUGCGAAAACUAGGAGCUUUAGAAGUGGAGAAGGUGGUGAAAGAUCAUCAAGUAUGGAGGUUGUUCUCUUGUAUGUGGUUACACGCUGGUGUGUUCCAUGUCGCCGCCAACAUGGUUAGCCUUCUAUGCGUUGGCAUCAGACUUGAACAAGAAUUUGGGUUUGUGAAGAUCGGUUUGCUUUAUAUUCUCUCUGGAGUGGGAGGAAGCUUGGCAUCUGCCCUAUUUGUGAGGAUGACGAUCUCGGUUGGCGCCUCUGGAGCUCUAUUUGGUUUGCUUGGAGCUAUGUUGUCUGAAUUGCUCACAAAUUGGACCAUAUAUGAAAAUAAGUUGGCAACACUAUUGACUCUCAUUCUCAUCAUUCUGAUAAAUCUAGCUGUUGGAGUUCUCCCCCAUGUAGAUAACUUUGCUCAUCUCGGGGGAUUUGUGACUGGUUUUUUACUCGGAUUUAUCCUUCUCAUUCGCCCUCAGUUUGGAUAUGUUAAACAAAGAAAUGCUCCACCUGGUUACUUUUUGCCAUCAAGAAAAGCCAAACACAAGGUUUAUCAGUGUGUUCUCCUCAUAUUUGCAUUGAUAAUCCUCAUACUAGGGCUGACUAUUGGUAUGGUAAUGCUACUCCAAGGUGUGGAUGGUAAUGAUCAUUGUUCUUGGUGUCAUUAUUUGAGUUGUUUUCCAACUCCUAUAUGGACUUGUGAUGCACGUUGCUCGUCAAACCAAACCGGAGACCAGUUGAGCUUGACAUGCAUGCUGGACAACAAAAGCAGUAAUUAUUAUUUGUCAAGUGCCAACAACACUGCAUCAGACAUUCAAAAACUGUGCACACAACUUUGCAGCUGAUAUGGGGAUGUGUAUAUAUAUGUAUUAUGUAAUAUGUGUAUAUGUUCAUUCAUGUGAAUAUACACCACCUUAAUUGGGUGGAUGCAAGGUUGUAAAGCCAUGCCCCAUCCUUAAUUAAUAUAGCAAUUGAAAAAUAUAAAUGUACAUAUAACUAACAAGAAAGACAGAUAAGACAUUAUAUGUGUAUAUAUUUGAUUUGUAUGUAGCGUGC
Molecule: messenger RNA, 1448 nt
Organism: Cuscuta epithymum
Lineage: Eukaryota; Viridiplantae; Streptophyta; Magnoliopsida; Solanales; Convolvulaceae
Source: the annotation of a GenBank genome assembly